Messenger RNA from Cylindrotheca closterium, 1497 nucleotides. NCBI's taxonomy places the organism in Eukaryota, Bacillariophyta, Bacillariophyceae, Bacillariales, Bacillariaceae. The record is from the annotation of a GenBank genome assembly.
AUGUUCUCUUCCAGGGCUGCGGUCAAGGCAGCCAAUGGCGCAGGCCCGUGCAUCUGGGUUGCGAUCAGUGCCAUCCUCAUUGACGCCAUGGAGGCGGAGGCAUUUGGGUAUAAGAGCCAAACUGCCCUCACCAACGAGGAGUUCUUCGCUUUGUGCUUCUGCUUUGUUGAUGACACCAAUGUCAUGGAGUCAAACAACAACGUGGAGACGACUGGCGAAGACCUCCUUCCUUCGGUACAGUCGGCUUUGGACCUUUGGUCGGGUGGCAUCAGUGCCGCCGGUGGAGCUAUCAACCCGGCGAAGAAGGCUGAAAUGUCUAGCAAACUGACCCUCCAAGAACCUUCUGGGCUUUGGGCGACACUACGACGCCUCCAACCAGAUGAAGCUGAAAGGACCCUGGGAGUCAUGAUGGCCCCACUUGAGACUGGAACAGCACAACACCUUGCUCUGCGGGAGAAGGCCAAGAACUGGGCAGCCAAGUUCCGUCCCCAACAUCUACUUUGUUAUUAUGUUCUUCCCUUGCUCAAGGCAACCGCCUUGAAAACUUUGGAGUACGUGAUGCCCCUUUCCACACUGGGCCGCUCCUACUGGGUGUCCAUCAUGUCACCGAUCCUCCAAGCGAGUUUGCACAAAGCUGGGGUUUGCCGUUCCUUUCCCCGCGUCGUCGUCUUUGCCCCUCUGAAAUACCAGGGAUUGGGUAUCCCGCAUCCUUUCGCCCUUCAAGUCUUCCACCAUCUCAGUGUUCUGAUGCGCCAUUCGACCAACCGUACCAAGACCAGCCAGUACCUGGAGGCCAACUUACAGUCCCACCAACUCAAAACGGGCACCUCCUUUCCCCUUCUUCAACAAGAACCCACCAACACCGGGAUCCUUGCCUCCGAAACAUGGCUCAAACGGGUUUGGAUCGAGCUCGACUCAUUGGGCAUCAGAGUUGAGAUCUCCUCACCUCCCUUGUCCCUCCACUGUGCCAACGAUCGUCUCUUGAUGGACAUCUUCAUCGAUGCCUUGGUCGAUCAGGAGGACUUGCUGUGGCUCAACUGGUGCCGCCAAUACCUCCAAGUCACCACCCUCUCGGAACUCACCACCGCCGACGGGUGUUCCCAGACUGCAGCUUCUCUUGCCGGCCAACCCUCCGGACACUUUGUGACCAACUACAAUUGGCCCCGAACACGACGCCCUGGCCCCUCUCACAAACAAGAUGCAAGGAUUUCUCCUGGGAUACAGCGGUAUUUUGUGGGUACCUUUUCCACGGAAAGAAUUGGAUGCAAUUCUCUCAAGUCAUCUGUCAAUGGGCAGAUUGGCGCUCCCACUCUGUUGGUGGGGAUUUGGAAGGGUAGACCAAGAAAUUCGGUCUGCUGUAUCUUUUCCAGAGAAAGAAACAAGACAAAUAUGCUUUACAACAUGGAGAAUUUGUGUUCACAGGGGUUGUCCUUCACAAGGUCAACCGUCAAUAGGGUGGUAGAAUUUGAGCGGGUUGUUGCUUCCAGACCUUCCUGA